Messenger RNA from Seriola dumerili (greater amberjack), 1381 nucleotides. RefSeq names its product C2 calcium dependent domain containing 4C (gene c2cd4c). The coding region runs from base 128 to 1381 and encodes 417 amino acids. The record is from RefSeq and is a predicted model, not a curated record. Lineage: Eukaryota; Metazoa; Chordata; Actinopteri; Carangiformes; Carangidae. The transcript is spliced from 2 exons.
AUCCGAGGAGAAAACACCUGUUACUGACGGAGCAAGUGGAGGGAGAGAAGCGUGUCGCUUUCUGUAGUGCUAUACACCUGACUGCACUUAGUCCACUGGCCUGCACAUCCCACUGUCUGGUGGGACCAUGUGGGUUCUGGAUAAGAUCCGUGGUUCGGUGGAGACUGGUGUUCUGCGACAGGGAGAGAACGGAGACAAAAAAGGCGUUGCUCCAGCCUACAGCAACGUCCUCACCCCUGACAAGAUCCCAGACUUUUUCAUUCCUCCAAAGCUGGUCAGUUGCCCCCCAGAGCCUGAGAUUCCUAAUGUGAAGCCCAAAGAGGGGCUGCAGCCGUCCACGUCAGAGCAAACUAUCGGCAGUGGGAAGAAGAUCAGCAGCCCAAGAAGUCCACGUCUGGUGGCCAAGAUUGCGGGAGACACUAAGAACUUGUUGAGAGCAGCAAACCGCCACAUCAUACAGAUAGAGAGUGCUGAUGAUGUUGUGGCUGGAGACACAAAUGCAGACCCCCAGUCGCAGACAGCUAUGUCCCUGCCUUACGUUCCCAAGACUCAGACAUCUUAUGGUUUUGCAACGUUGAAGGAAAGCCCCCACACUCGCCGAAAAGAGUCGCUGUUCCACUGCGAACUUACCAGUCCCAUCACCUCCCCAAACACCCAGAGGAAGAUCCCCGGGAAAAGCGAAGCAGGAAACCACCUGAAUCCAGCUGACUUCAGCGCCUCUCACAUGAAUCCUUAUCGAUACUUCAGCGGUGGUGAAAGUGACACCUGCUCCUCGGCUGAGUCCUCUCCCUUCAGCUCUCCCCUGCUCUCCCGCUCAGCAUCUCUGCUCAAGAUCUUCACCCACGAGACGCAGGCCAAAGUCGUGAAAGCCAAGCGGACGUUCGCUCGCCACAGCUCCCUCUCCACCGAUGAGUGCAGCUCGGCCGAGCCCAGCCCCAACAUCCAGAGACGCCUCCACGUCCCCUCCCUCCACGGAGCUGGAGCGUCCGACCACGGCCUCCAUCGAGAGCACACCAUCAACCUGCACAAAGGCGGUACGGUGAGGAUCAGCGCCAACUACGACUCAAGCACCUCCCGCCUGCUGAUCCGCGUCCUGGCAGCAGAGAGUCUUUACGACAAGCACUUUGACAUCAAGAGCAUCAACUGCUGUGUGUCCGUCUACCUGAACCCAGGCAAGCUGCAGAAGCAAAGGAGCAACAUCAUCAAGAACAGCCGCAAUCCAGUCUUCAACGAGGACUUCUUCUUUGACUCAAUAAGCUCGGUUCAGGUGAAGAACCUGUCGGUGAAGUUCAAGGUGGUGAACAAAGGCACCAGCCUCAAGAGGGACACACUGCUGGGAGAGCGAGAGGUGCAGCUGACAAAGCUGCUCUCAGGCCUUUAA